CUACAAGUUUUGUUUACAAAAUAGCUUGCAAACAAAGGAAUUUCGCGAGCCUCAAUUGAGCUAAAUGCGUGGAAAAGAAUAUUAAAUAUUUUGUAAAAUAUUGUGCUGAAUUUAUUACUGCAAGAAAGCAGAUAGAAAAAAAAAUGGACGGAGUAAGUUUGACAUUGGUGAUUUUAAUAGUUCUUUUAACUUUCCUAUGGAUCCGAUCUAAGAGACCUGGCGAUUUACCCCCGGGACCAACGCCUCUUCCACUGAUUGGAAAUAUUCCUGCUUUAUUCGGAGGAGAUUUAUUGAAAGUUUCGAGAAAUUUGAGAAAACAAUAUGGUGAUUUGUACAGCUUGUCUCUUGGACCUUAUUGGAUUGUAUUUGUCAAUGGUUAUGAUCUUCUCAAAGAGGCGUUUGUUAAAAAUGCCGACGUUUUAUCAGACAGACCAGAUACUUUCAGCAUAAAGGUGUUGUCAGAACGGCGAGGAAUUGUAUCCUCCAAUGGACAUCGAUGGAAGGGACAAAGGACUUUCGCUCUGGCAGCUCUGAGAGCAUUUGGUUUUGGCAAGAGAAGUAUGGAAACCAAGAUUUUAGAAGAAAAUAAAAAUUUUAUUGAAAUUUUAGAAAAGGAAAAUGGGAAACCUAUGGGACUUGCUGGACUAAUCAACAGAAGUGUGUCUAAUGUUAUAUGUUCUAUAACUGUAGGUAAGACCUUCAGUUACGAUGAUGAAGGUUUUACUCAAGCGGUGAACCUUGUUGGAGAGGAAAUUUCAAAUCCGUAUGCACCACUUGUUGAUAUGCUUCCAUUUCUACAGUACGUUCCUGGUGAUAUGUUCCUCAUUAACCGUUCGUUUAAGAACAAAGCCAUACUGGAGCAAGCUGUUAAAGAAGAAAUAGAAGAACACAAGCAGACAUUGGAUGAAAACGACGCAAGAGAUUUUAUUGACGCUUUCUUGUUAGAAGAGAUGAAGCACAAAGAGGAGGAGGGAACUGAUUUUGAAGAUGACCAGCUGCAGUUUACCAUACUGGACUUGUUUGCCGCAGGAACAGAGACAACUUCCACGACAAUUACAUGGGCAGUAUUAUUCCUGAUGCAAAAUAUGGAUAUACAAGAAAAAAUGCACGAAGAAAUCGAAAACGUCGUCGGAUCAAAUCGACAGGCAACUCUGUCCGACAAAACUGAUUUACCAUACUGUAAUGCUGUGAUUACUGAAACCCAGAGAUUGGGGAAUAUAGUUCCUUUGUCUCUGUUCCACAUGGCCACAGAGGAUCUCGUUCUGGAGAAUCGACGAAUACCGAAGGGAGCGAUUGUUAUUCCUGUGCUUGAUUCUGUCCAGAAUGACGAGAACAACUUUCCUAAUCCAGAAAAGUUUGACCCUACAAGAUUCAUUAACAACGAGGGAAAGUACUGUAAUCAGGAUAAGAUCAUGCCAUUUUCUUUAGGAAGACGUGUUUGCUUGGGCGAAUCUUUGGCCAGAAUGGAAUUGUUUCUAUUUUUAACAUCAAUGGUUCAAAAAUUUAAGUUCCUACCUCCACAGGGAGAACAGCCACCCACAGCAGUUGGAAGUCUCGGCAUUACCCACGGACCGCUUCCAUUUAAUGUGCGAUGUGUUCCAUGGUGAUGGCUUUGUCGGAUUGAUUUCGAAUUUCGUGACCGCUGAUGCAAAUGUAUAAAUGACAAAUAGUAAUACAUCAUGCAUGGUCUGACAUUUGUGUAAUUUGUGGUAUUUCUUUCAACUUUCAAGUACGGAGUCAAUAAAAGAAAAAGUCACAAUUAGUUCUCUAACAUGUCUAUGUUUCAUCUACCUAAGUUGUGUUUGCACUUAUUUUGAUGUUUUACAUUCAAAUUGGAUGGAAUAACUCAUGUGGAAAUUAUUUGGGUUUGUAAGUAGCCCCAAAAGCUUAUUAUGGUGUUGAUUAGUUGGUUAAUAUACUUUAUAUCAUAUUGAAACGUACAUAGAAUAUUCAUAAUCAAACCAGAAUUUGUACAGUGCACACAUGAUAAAAAAAAGUUCAAGUUUUUCCACUUUUUCAAGGAUAAGCCUUUUAUUACAGUUUUACUUCAUGUUUAUGUUUAAUGUUUAAUGUCUGCUUUUUUUUUCAUUUUUACAUGUUCAUAGACUUGAAACUUAAUAGAUAAACUAAGUCCUGGAAGUUAGCAGGCGACUAAUUAUAGAAUUAUUAAUUACUAGUACAUAUAUUCAUAUACUAGAAGUUGUAUAUUAUCAUGAUUAUAGUUAAAGUAAACUUUUUUCUUUUAAA
This is a messenger RNA of Mytilus californianus (California mussel), 2247 nucleotides long. Its product is annotated as cytochrome P450 2C20-like. Lineage: Eukaryota; Metazoa; Mollusca; Bivalvia; Mytilida; Mytilidae. Bases 144 to 1607 code for a protein of 487 amino acids. Gene Ontology annotation, cellular component: cytoplasm; intracellular membrane-bounded organelle. The record is from RefSeq and is a predicted model, not a curated record. Gene Ontology annotation, biological process: xenobiotic metabolic process. The transcript has 4 exons. Gene Ontology annotation, molecular function: heme binding; iron ion binding; oxidoreductase activity, acting on paired donors, with incorporation or reduction of molecular oxygen, reduced flavin or flavoprotein as one donor, and incorporation of one atom of oxygen.